Sander lucioperca (pikeperch) is the source of this 1260-nucleotide messenger RNA. RefSeq names its product myc target 1b (gene myct1b). Gene Ontology annotation, cellular component: nucleoplasm. The coding region runs from base 125 to 676 and encodes 183 amino acids. The transcript is spliced from 2 exons. The record is from RefSeq and is a predicted model, not a curated record. Lineage: Eukaryota; Metazoa; Chordata; Actinopteri; Perciformes; Percidae.
AGCAAAGUUUCCGCCAUACCAAACACAGAGGGGUAAAAGCAAAAAGCCUGUCUUGGAAAAAGCUUGGUGUUCGUCAGUCUGCUCGGAGUCAGUGUGGAAUCUAACACCAGCUUAUGGUGGCAUUAUGGCACAUAAUGAAACACAUCCCCUUUUGGAGAUACUAAAGUCAUUUAAUCUUGGCGAUAUGAUUUUAGCCUUUUGUUUAUCCGUGCUUGUGGGCCUGCUGCUGGGUGCUCUGGUGUACGUUCUGUUGACCUGGGCAUCCAGGCGCCAGGCCACCGCCAAGAUCACCAGGCGCUCCAAAAAGAGAUCCGGCACUUCAAAUACACCCAUGAGCAACCAGCUGGGCCUUUACAGAAGCACUUUUCUGAGCGUAUACAGACAGCCCUCUCUGGAGCCAGUGGGCCCUCUGGGGAGUAAGCCCGGCAUAGAGACCUCAACAUUCCGCCCAGUGCCCAAGAGAAGCAGGGCUGGUCUGGAGAUGGGAGAGGACACUCUGGUCGUCAUGCCUGAGGACACACCAGCAUCAAACUCAUCGGAUUCAGCAUCCCUCGUGCCAAACAAGAGACAUUCCUUCUGGUUGGGCAACAAUGGGCUUAAAGGCUUCCUACCAUCACAGACUCCCCCUCCUGCAUACGACAGUGUCAUCCAUGCCUUUGAGGAGACUUGCACUUGAAUCUGUCCAAGAUAAACUGAAAAAGGAGAACAUUCUGGGAUUACACAGGACUUUCUGAUUGUGCUCUGCUCCUUAUCAGACCAUUUCUGACACUUUUCAGUGUAAAGCAGUGUGUCCUUAACUGAAUAAGAGCCACAGACAUCAAGUCUCAGCCCAGUAUUAUAUCAUGAGAUAUAUUUAGGGGUGCAACUAACGAUAAUUUUCAUAAUCGUUUUAUUUGCAUGUUAAUUUCUCGAUUAAUCGGUUAGUUGAUUUCUCUAAAAUAUUUCAUUGAACAAUGAUAUAAAAAGAGAGACAAGCAGCCACUCCUAACACUGGAGAAGAUGUAACAAGCAGUUGUUUUGCUUGAAAAUGACUCAAAUGAUUAAUCAAUGAUAUGACUAAUCAUUGCUGUUCUAAUAUAGUUGUUUGCACCUAAUCACUGCAGAACAUCUCAUGACCCAUGUGAAGAGAGUCUGAGGGUACAUUGUACACACACACACACACACACACACACACAUGAAGAUGAGGGAAACACUGUGUGCUAUAGAUAGUUGUAUUAUCUAAUAUCACAAUAAAGAUAAAUGAUGAUUUGAUUUCAGUGA